UAGCGCCGCCACGUCGGGCGGGAGCGUCGUCGCGUCCGGUGACGUCUCCCGCGGGCGUCGGCAGGGUUGGCGGCGUCGGCAGCCGUGUCGGCGGCGGCGGGUGGGAAAUGGCGGAGUACCUGGCCUCCAUCUUCGGCACCGAGAAAGACAAAGUCAACUGCUCAUUUUAUUUCAAAAUUGGAGCAUGUCGUCAUGGAGACAGAUGCUCUCGGUUGCACAAUAAACCGACCUUUAGCCAGACCAUUGCCCUCUUGAACAUUUACCGUAACCCUCAAAACUCUUCCCAGUCUGCUGACGGUUUGCGCUGUGCCGUGAGCGAUGUGGAGAUGCAGGAGCAUUAUGAUGAAUUCUUUGAGGAGGUUUUUACAGAGAUGGAGGAAAAGUACGGGGAAGUCGAGGAAAUGAACGUCUGUGACAACCUAGGAGAUCACCUAGUGGGGAACGUUUAUGUCAAGUUUCGCCGUGAGGAAGAUGCAGAAAAGGCUGUGAUUGACCUGAAUAACCGCUGGUUUAAUGGACAGCCAAUCCAUGCUGAGCUGUCUCCUGUGACCGACUUCAGGGAAGCCUGCUGCCGCCAGUAUGAGAUGGGAGAGUGCACACGAGGAGGCUUCUGCAACUUCAUGCAUCUCAAGCCCAUUUCCAGAGAGCUGCGGCGGGAGCUGUAUGGGCGCCGUCGCAAGAAGCACAGGUCCAGGUCCCGAUCCAGGGAGCGGCGCUCUCGGUCCAGAGACCGUGGUCGUGGCGGUGGAGGCGGCGGAGGAGGUGGGGGCCGCGAGCGUGACAGGAGGCGAUCGAGAGAUCGUGAAAGAUCUGGGCGAUUCUGAGCCAUGCCAUUUUUACCGUAUGUCUGCUAGAAAGUGUUGUAGUUGAUUGAUCAAACCAGUUCAUAAUGGGAAUUUUUUUUAAAAAACAACAAAAAAAAAACACAAAGAUGGGUUUCUGAAUAAAAUUUGUAGUGAUACAGUA
This is a messenger RNA of Marmota monax (woodchuck), 966 nucleotides long. RefSeq names its product U2 small nuclear RNA auxiliary factor 1 (gene U2af1). Gene Ontology annotation, biological process: mRNA splicing, via spliceosome. Gene Ontology annotation, cellular component: spliceosomal complex; U2AF complex. The transcript is spliced from 8 exons. Lineage: Eukaryota; Metazoa; Chordata; Mammalia; Rodentia; Sciuridae. The record is from RefSeq and is a predicted model, not a curated record. Bases 108 to 824 code for a protein of 238 amino acids. Gene Ontology annotation, molecular function: pre-mRNA 3'-splice site binding; metal ion binding.